Molecule: messenger RNA, 771 nt
Organism: Coprinopsis cinerea okayama7#130
Lineage: Eukaryota; Fungi; Basidiomycota; Agaricomycetes; Agaricales; Psathyrellaceae
Exons: 2
Coding region: 1-771 (256 amino acids)
Biological process (GO): regulation of DNA-templated transcription
Molecular function (GO): RNA polymerase II cis-regulatory region sequence-specific DNA binding; DNA-binding transcription factor activity, RNA polymerase II-specific
Source: RefSeq, a predicted model, not a curated record
AUGCCUUCCGUCCGCUCUGCACCCCUUGUCAAUUCCUUACGUGUCCAACAGUUAAACAACAAAGUAAUCACUUGCUCCGAAUGCAGAAAGACCUUCACCCGAUCCAGUGAUCUGAGGCGUCACGUCAAGCUUCACGACGAGACCUCCGCGGGGCUCUUCUGUAGUUACCCCAAUUGCACCUUUGCUACUCGCCAGAGGAGUAAUAUGAGGACCCACCUUGCCACCCACAUGGGAGAGAAGAGGCAUACCUGCAAUCUAAAUGGCUGUACCUUCCGCUGCGCAGACUCCGCUUCGCUCAUCCGCCAUCGAAAGAAAGUACACGGCUGCAUCCGUCAGCCGCGCGUGUGCGUGUCCGACAACGAGAACGAGAACAACAAGCCCAACGCCAACGCGAAGUCCAGGUCCAAGCUCUUGAAGUCCAGGGCUGAAGCUAUGAUGGCCAGAUUGAAGGCUAAUAAGCGCGCGCCUAUUUCCAAACCUGCUCCAUCCGUUACCGACGCUUCUGAUGCCCUUCCCGAAGACUGGUUCGACGCUGAAUUCCGAGAAUUCCUCGAAUCUAUCACUGCUACUCCUCCCGCCUUUGCUUCUAUCCAGUUGCCCACUAUCAAGCCGGAUGAGCCUGCCUCUGGACAACCUGGAUUCUUGGACCUUACUCCAAUCCCCGAGACCCUCAUGUGGGACGAUGUUUUCCAGCAACCGGCCUUGUAUUCUCUUGGCCAGCAGCCCUGGGACUUGGUCCAGUCCUUCCCCUGUUUCCCCGCUACUCCCUAG